AUGAGUUUUUUAGGGGAACAGUUCAGGAACAAGAUGGCUGUCCUGGGGCAAGAAAAGUAUCUUUCUUCUUCCACAUAAACACGGCGUUUUAAUGCGACCACCAGUGUCAUGUAAAUAUCUUAUUAUGGAGCCACUUUAAUAGCUUAUUAGGGAACAACUUUAACGCUUUAAAGGCAUCGCUUUAAUACGGAGGACAUCGUUUUUUGAGACGGAAUUGAAGAUCGGAAAGUUUUCUCAACGGUUUGUUGAGAGUGAAAACUAACGUAACUUACUAAAUGAACGCAGGCUAUGUGCGGAGCAUGACACCGUUAUUUAAACGUCUUAAUUGUCAUUUUUACACACCGUGUUACCUUUAAUGUAGCUAGGUUAUUUAGGAAGUUAUUUGACUAACCUUCCAAAUCUGCUUUGUUUUUGUCGUUUAACGGUUGAGCUUCAGCCGUUAUAAACUUUUAACGGUUGAGCUUCAGCCGUUAUAAACUUGUAUCGGAGGUUUUUGCAUCACUUUUUUCAGAUGCCCCGCACUACAUAAAAACAACUAGCUAACUGAACCAUGAGUUCAUCCCGAGUCAGACCGCAGCAGCUACCGCAGAGUGAGGCUGGCAGGUUGCCGCAAAGACUAGACUCAGGCGAAGGGAUAGAGAUGGAGAACAUCCAGCAUCAAGACCUCGGUCUCGGAGGAGUCGUAGGCACCCCGUCCCCUCCGUCGAGACAAGCGUGGAGUCGGGAUAACCCGGGGUUUGAGCCCGAGGAGGAGAUUAUGGAAGCCGACUGGCCUCCAGCGAGUCCCGGGAGAAGGUCGGUGUCCACGGCCUCUAGCAGCAGCUGCAGCAGCGGCCUGGGAAGCUACACCGGGGCGGGCAGCAGCACCCACAUCACCCGAGGAGGACUGUACCCGACCCCGACUGUGGAUGCUCGGCAGCAGAACAGGCAUGACCACCGCAGCUGGAUGAAGCAGAUACUCCACAAGAUCCGAAUUCUGUGGGGCACAGAGCUGAUGGAGGACAGCGACAGCAGUCGAGAGAGGUACCUCAGGAACGUACUGAGGGAGCUGAUUACAUAUGUCGCAUUCCUCAUCACUAUUUGUAUCUUGACCUAUGGGAUGGUGAGCGCCAAUAUGUACUACUAUACCAAAGUCAUGUCUCAGCUUUUCCUGGACACACCGCUGUCUGCCGGGGACCCUUCCUCCUUCAGAAGCCUCUCGACCAUGGAGGAUUUCUGGAAGUUCACAGAGGGACCUUUCCUCAAUGGCAUGUACUGGGAGGUGUGGUACAACAACAAGAGCCUGCCAGAGAAUCAGAGUCUCAUCUACUAUGAGAACCUCCUCCUCGGGGUGCCACGGCUGCGGCAGGUCAAAGUCCGCAACGAGUCCUGCUCCAUCCACGAAGAUCUGAGAGGCGAGGUUCAGGACUGCUUCAACAUGUACACCCCAACCAACGAGGACACGACCUCCUUUGGCUCCAAGAAUGGAACUGCGUGGGUGUACACAGCAGAGAGUGACAUGAAUGGGAGCGGUUAUUGGGGCCAGAUAUCUAAUUAUGGAGGUGGAGGAUAUUAUCAAGACCUGUCUCGUACCAAACAGGAGUCGGCAGCUCAACUGCAGUUUCUCAAAGACCAGCUGUGGCUGGACAGAGGCACCAGAGCGGUGUUUCUCGACUUCUCCGUCUACAAUGGGAACAUUAACCUCUUCUGCAUCGCCAGGUUGUUGGUGGAGUUCCCUGCUACUGGCGGGGUGGUGACCUCCUGGCAGUUCCAAACAGUGCGUCUGAUACGAUAUGUGUGCAGCUGGGACUACUUUGUUGGUCUGUGUGAGGUGGCAUUCUGUCUAUUCAUCAUCUACUACGUGGUGGAGGAAGUGCUGGAGAUCCGCAUCCACCGCCUGCAUUAUUUCAAGAGCCUGUGGAACUGUCUGGAUGUUCUCAUUGUGGUGUUGAGUGUUGUUGCCAUUAUCAUGAACAUAACCAGGACAGCCAUUGUUGGAGACCGUCUGAAAGGCCUGUUGGAGAACCACAGCACUCACCCCAGCUUUGAGCCUCUGGCCAAGCUGCAGGUCCAGUUCAACAACGUGGCUGCAGUCAUCGUCUUUUUUUCAUGGGUCAAGCUUUUUAAGUUCAUCAACUUCAAUAAGACCAUGAGUCAGCUGUCCGGCACCAUGUCCCGCUGUGCCAAGGACCUUGUGGGUUUUGCCAUCAUGUUCUUCAUCAUCUUCCUGGCGUACGCUCAGCUGGCCUACCUGGUGUUUGGAACCCAAGUCAACGAUUUCAGCACUUUCCAAGCGAGCAUAUUUACUCAGUUCCGUAUCAUCCUGGGAGACUUUGAGUUCUCAGAAAUAGAGGAGGCGAAUCCAGUGCUCGGUCCCAUCUACUUCAUAACCUUCGUCUUCUUCAUUUUCUUCAUUCUCAUGAACAUGUUCCUGGCCAUCAUCAAUGACACGUACUCUGAGGUGAAGGCCGACAUGUCCCAGCAGAGGUCUGAGAUGGAAAUGACUGAUCUCAUUAAGAAGGGUUGUAACAAAGCUUUGAUGAAGUUGAGACUGAAGAAGACGGCAGUAGACGACAUCUCCGACAGUUUGCGUCAGGCCGGGGGCAAACUGAACAUCGAUGAACUCCGCCAGGAUCUGAAAGGGAAGGGCCACACAGACGCUGAGAUUCAGGCCAUCUUCGCCAAGUACGAUCACGAUGGCGACCAGGAGCUGACGGAGCACGAACACCAGCAGAUGAGAGACGACCUGGAGAAAGAGAGAGACUUGGAUCUGGAACGCAAUUCUCUGACGAGAGCCAACAGCGGGCGGAGCUUCCCUCGUACCCAGGACGACUCGGAGGAAGACGAUGACGAGGAUAGCGGUCACAGCUCUCGACGGCGCGGCAGCAGUUCAGGCGGCGUCGCCUACGAAGAGUUUCAAGUGCUGGUGCGACGUGUGGACAGGAUGGAGCACUCUAUCGGCAGCAUCGUGUCCAAGAUAGACGCUGUGAUCGUGAAGCUGGAAACUAUGGAGAGAGCUAAACUCAAAAGGAGAGAUGUGCUGGGCAGACUGCUGGACGGAGUCAUGGAGGAUGAGCGUCUGGGACGGGACACGGACGUCCACAGGGAGCAGAUGGAGAGGCUGGUGAGGGAGGAGCUGGAGCGCUGGGAGUCUGACGAUAUGGUCUCUCAGGUCAGCCACCCACAGCCGGCCACUCCUGUCGGCCCCCGGACCCGCCCGUCCUCCUCUCUGUCCACCGACGGCCUCGACACAAGCACAAACGCGAGCGGCCACGUGUGAGCAUUUCUGAGGAUUAUUCCAAGAAACGCUCCCCUGGAAAUGUCCCUGCAGCGGUAACCAAGAUAUCUCUUGACGUAUUACAAAGGAGGUGACAAAAUCAAACGCCUCAAAUACUUAAACGCACUGAAAGUGAGUGAGACAUCUAAAAGUAUUCACUAAAGCUAUUAUUAAGUAUUACUUUAACAGGAUGAUGAAGGGACACAUGAACAUGUGAGAACGAGGUUGAAUAGUGAAGGAUUUACAGUACAGUGUUACAUUACAGUAAAUAUAUUACACCAGCCUGCCAGCAUACUCAGUUGUACCCAGAAUACACAGCGUAUGAUUUUAGUAUUACAUGAGAGAUUUGCUCACCUGCUUUUGAUUAAUGUAUCCACACAUCUUAGCAUUUACACAAAUACCAAAAAAGGCAUUUCUGUUAAUUAUGCUGAUUAGUCUUUCAUCAUUUUAAUACACAGUAGGUACAAGUGUGGCACAUUCUGUCAUAUUUACUCAUCCUCUGUACAUCAAUUAAGCUUCAAAUUAAAUAGCUUAUUAUCGUUUUAUGAUACAUAUUGUAACUUAAAACAAACUUCGAUUUGGAGUGCAUCUAGUGUUCAUGGGAAACCCAUGCAUUUAUUAUUAUUUUUCUCUGUGCCUUACUUUUUCUUUUUUUCUUUUUUUACAAUCUAUUUCUUUUUUUAAAUCUGUUAUUAUGCCAAAUAAAGUGUUAUUAAAAUAUUAGUUUGUUUAAUUUUUUAU
Molecule: messenger RNA, 3997 nt
Organism: Cottoperca gobio
Lineage: Eukaryota; Metazoa; Chordata; Actinopteri; Perciformes; Bovichtidae
Gene: pkd2
Product: polycystic kidney disease 2
Exons: 15
Coding region: 551-3259 (902 amino acids)
Biological process (GO): potassium ion transmembrane transport; detection of mechanical stimulus; release of sequestered calcium ion into cytosol
Cellular component (GO): membrane
Molecular function (GO): signaling receptor binding; voltage-gated calcium channel activity; potassium channel activity
Source: RefSeq, a predicted model, not a curated record